UAUCCACGUAGAAACAAUGUCCCAAGACACGUUACAGGUUCCGUUAGAGCCGGGGCUCUGCUCGGAGUACUCUGUGGCCGAGGGGACGCCGCCGGCUGUGACUUGCUGCGGGGCCGAGGAGCUGCAGGAGCCGCUGGUAUUCUCCUCCCCGGGAAACGGUGAGGACGCGGCCGGGUGGCCGGGGACGGGAGCCCGGGCUGGCGAGAGGCUGCUGAUGUUCGCUGUCACUCCUCAGGGUCCCGGGUCAGGAGAGUGGGGGCAGCGGCCGCUUCUGGGACGCCCACUGGUGAAGAGGAAGCUGGACCUGGAGAGCGAUCACCAAUAUCUCCCCCUGGAGAUGGAGACCCCUAAAGGCAAAGGGAAAUCUUCAGGGAGAGGUCUGAAAUCGCCCUGUGAGAAAACUCGCUAUGACGCCUCUCUCAGCCUGAUCACCAAGCGCUUUAUCCACUUGCUGGGCCAGUGUGCGGACGGGGUUCUGGACCUGAACUGGGCGGCCCAGGUGCUGGAGGUGCAGAAACGCCGCAUUUACGAUAUUACCAACGUAUUGGAGGGCAUCAAACUCAUCACCAAGAAAUCCAAGAACCACAUCCAGUGGAUGGGAGGGAAGCAGCCCAGAGCCGGGGAGGCUGACACCCAGGACCCAGUGCUGCUCAGGGAGAUUGCCGAGCUGGACGACACGGAGCGACAGUUGGAGGAGCUGAUCAAGAGCUGCACCUUACAGCUCAAACUGCUGACUGAGGACUCAGAGGGCCAGAGGUUUGCGUACGUGACCUGCCAGGACCUGCGCAGCAUCGAGAACUUCUCGCAGGAGAUGGUGAUGGUCAUCAAGGCUCCGGCCGACACCCGCCUGCAGGUCACUAACCCCAAUGAGGCCCUUCAGAUUUCCUUACAAAGCACCAAAGGGCCUGUUGAAGUCUUCCUCUGCCCUGAGGAGGGCUCGAGCGCUUGCAGCCCUGUGAAGACCACUGUCAGCCCGGUGAAGGUCAGCCCGGUGAAGACCAGCCCGUACAGAGUGACCGUUCAGGAACUGUUCACCAAUACCUUCCAGGGCCCCAACCUCUCAACAGCGAGUAACGAGCCAGAGGCGUUGCUGUUGCCCUCGACGUCCGUCACUCUCUCGCCCCUGACCGCGGCAGCCGCUCUGCACCAGGACGAGGACCUGCCGGGGGCCGGGCCCUUCGGGGGGGCGUUUGUCAGCUUGUCGCCCCCGCUCUUCCAGGACUAUCACUUCGGGCUGGACGAGAGCGAGGGCAUCAGUGAGCUUUUCGAUGCGCUCCCGCCUCUGGACUUUUAAUCUUUCCUGCUUUCCUCAAAGCCACUUUCUCCGACCCUCCCCUCCCCCCGCCU
Callorhinchus milii (elephant shark) is the source of this 1347-nucleotide messenger RNA. RefSeq names its product transcription factor E2F1. Lineage: Eukaryota; Metazoa; Chordata; Chondrichthyes; Chimaeriformes; Callorhinchidae. The coding region runs from base 17 to 1294 and encodes 425 amino acids. Gene Ontology annotation, cellular component: Rb-E2F complex. The transcript is spliced from 7 exons. The record is from RefSeq and is a predicted model, not a curated record. Gene Ontology annotation, molecular function: protein dimerization activity; DNA-binding transcription factor activity, RNA polymerase II-specific; RNA polymerase II cis-regulatory region sequence-specific DNA binding. Gene Ontology annotation, biological process: G1/S transition of mitotic cell cycle; regulation of transcription by RNA polymerase II.